Molecule: messenger RNA, 980 nt
Organism: Phlebotomus argentipes
Lineage: Eukaryota; Metazoa; Arthropoda; Insecta; Diptera; Psychodidae
Gene: p24-1
Product: transmembrane emp24 domain-containing protein 7
Exons: 4
Coding region: 142-789 (215 amino acids)
Biological process (GO): intracellular protein transport; Golgi organization; endoplasmic reticulum to Golgi vesicle-mediated transport
Cellular component (GO): endoplasmic reticulum-Golgi intermediate compartment; COPII-coated ER to Golgi transport vesicle; endoplasmic reticulum
Source: RefSeq, a predicted model, not a curated record
GUGUCGCUGGCGGCGCCAAGGAGGCCAUCUUGUGCUGUCAAGUCCAGACGUCGGGCGGUUCUUACGUGUGUGUUCCGGGGAUUGCAAAUCUCCUGUAUUUCUAGCAUUAAGCCGUAGGGAUUCGCCACAGCCACAGCAACCAUGAACAGUAUAAUCCACCUCCUCACCUGCACCGUCCUCCUCUACCUGCACAGGGCCGCUCACGCCGUGGAGCUCACCUUCGAACUGCCGGACAAUGCCAGGGAGUGCUUCUACCAGGAGAUCGAGAAGAACAAGUCCGCCACCCUGGAGUUCCAGGUCGUCACCGGCGGGCAAUACGACGUGGAUGUGACGCUGGAGUCCCCGAAGAAGGAGAUCAUCUACCGACAGAUCAAGACGCAAUUCGAUUCUCACCAGUUCACAGCCGCGGAAACUGGAGUCUACGUGGCGUGCUUCAGCAAUGAGUUCUCAACGUUCUCGCACAAGCUGGUCUACAUGGACUUCCAAGUGGGCGAUGGCGAUCCGGUGCUGCCCGGCAUCAAUGAGCACGCGACGGUUCUCACGCAGUUCCAGACGUCCGCCGAGGAGGUGCACAAGAGUCUCAACCACAUUCUGGACUAUCAGACCCACCAUCGCCUGCGCGAGGCGCAAGGCCGAAAGCGCGCCGAGGAGCUGAACGAGCGCGUCUUCUGGUGGUCCUUCUUCGAGUUGUGCGCCAUGCUGAUCAUCGCCGUGUCGCAGGUCGUGAUCCUCAGGAAUUUCUUCUCAGAGCGCAAGCCCAGCCAGAUGGGCGGCAAGUUCGUGGGCUAAACUGCAAGACUUAGGACCUCUUAGCUGUAAUUCGUGGACACUUGAAUAAUGAUGUUGUGCUUAAAGUGACGGCGAACCAGAGAAAAACUCUCAUUGUCCUCCGUGCAAAGAUAAAUUUCAUUUCACGCGUGUAUGUGAACAAAAGGACACAAGAAAGAAAAAAAAAAUGCAGAAAAGAUUCAAACGGAAAA